UAAAAUCAUUCAUUGUACAAAACAUAUGUAGAAAUCUGAGAACAGCCAGGAUGUAUGUUAGAUUGUGAAGGCAGAAAAUGCUGUGGGGUCCUAUAGAUGGGGGAGUGACCCUGCUAGACGUAGCACCCACCCAGACAUAGAUUGCUAACAGAUUCAUGUAUAAGAGCAUUACAGCUUUGAGAGAGUGCCAGUUACCUGUAAGAAUGGCUGUACUUUUCUUUGAUGGGAACCUUGGUGUUUUGCUGGUGUACAGUAUUGUAAUGGGUGCUGCUUUUACCAGGAGAGUGGACAAAAGGGAUGAAGGAGACACCGAGAAGAAGAUAACAUUAGCCAGAUGCACAUCACGUUGCCUGACCCACCACAUCACACAGCUAUCUGCCAGCUUCAGAAGUCUUCAGGAUGAUAAUAUUUUGGCUUGGUGUGGGAAAAAGCGGCGGUGCUCACAGUGUAUGCAGCCAUGCAUGGGCCAAUGGGAAGAAGCUUCACAGCAGUGUCACAAGAAAUGUGAGAACCACCAUGAAUGUGUGACCAGCUGUGAGUUUUUGAAAUCUCUUAAAAUGAACAAGCAGGGAGAUUGCCCUCCUCCACACCGAGCGUCUGGGUUUACUGCCGCUUGUGUGUUAAGUUGCAGUAUUGACAAAGACUGCCCUGGCAUAAAGAAGUGCUGUGCCAAUGGAUGCGGUUUCACCUGCCAGGUGCCAGUUAAUAAGAACAAAGGCAUGCCAUUAAAACCUAACACUGGUUUCAUAUUUAAUGAACAUUUCAAUGGAAGCAUAGGAAUCACAUGGAAGUCUAGAUUCAAUGUCUCUGCAGAACCAGUUUUGUACAUCCUGCAAAGAAGAUGGAAUUAUGGCAUUCAGCCUAGUGAGGAUCAGUCUACAUCUUGGCAAACAAUAACAGUGACAGCAACACACCGUUUCAGUAUGCCUGACAUAAGGCCAAACAGAUGGUAUCAGUUCAGAGUGGCAGCAGUGAAUGUACAUGGCACCCUAGGAUUCACCACACCAAGUAAACAUUUCCAUUCAAAGAAAGAUCCAUUGCCACCAGCUGCUCCUACUGGUCUCAGACAGGGUAACCUAACAACUAUCCAUGAUGGUACCCUAACUGUGCGUAUUACUUGGGCUGCACCACAAGAGCAAGACCUAAAAAUUCACCAUUACAGAAUAUCCUGGAGCAGUAAGACCAAUAGUGAUCUGCAGGCUGGGAGAAAAAAAGACAGCUGGAGGCUAACAGAUGGGGCAAACACAGAGUUCUCGUUAGAAAAUUUGCUGCCUAAUACUGAGUAUUUAGUAAAAAUACAAGCAGUCUCAUUUUGGGGUCAGAAACGACUGAAGAGUUCAAAGUCACAGCUUAUUAUCAGCACAACAUUGAAAGAUCCAAAAUUAUCAAAUUUGCAUACCAUGGAUGUCUGUAAAUCAUUUCAAACUACCGGUAGCUGCACUUUGCAAGCAUUUUCCAUUUACCACAAUAAUCAGGUUCAUAUAAAAGUAUCAUGGACGCCAGUAUCAGAAAACCAUGUGGAAUUCAAAACAUAUUUGAUAAAAUGGAAACCAGUGUUAUGUGAGAAUAAUGAAAAUGUUCCUGAAAGAAAAGCAACUGUUCAGGGUUCAAACUUUGUCAUUUCUGGGCUCCUGUUUGCAUGCAAGUAUAGAGUAACAGUACGGCCAUUCACCCUUCAGGCAUCAUCAGUUGAAGAGAUGACAUUUGUAAAGACACCAAGGUGCAACAACAUGAAAGUUAAAAACCUGAAAGAUGCACAGUGUCCAAGACAGGGUCGCCACCGUCUGUCCAGAAAUGUUAUUCAAAAAACAGAAAAAUUAACUGCUGCCUUUCAUGAAGUAAAUGGCAAAAUUCAAGGGGAAUUUCAAUGGCAAGCCUUUCAAAAAGUCCCAAUGCAAAACCUUACUGGCUUCCUGUUCAGCUGGGCAGAGAUAUCAGGAGCUACUGCCGUUUACAGUACACAGAUACUACCAGCUGACUUUGCCUGUGUGGUUAUUGAGAACCUGAAACCAUCAACGUCCUACCACAUUAAACUGAGAGCAGUCUACAGCAAUCAAGAAGAAUUGUCUAUAGAAAAAACAUUCAACACGCCCUUAUUUAGAUGAGGUUAGUUAACCAAAAAGGGUGAAUUCAAACUGGUUGGUUGGAAUAUGGCACUUGAACUGAUCUCCUUGCACUUUUAAUCAAUACAUCUGCAUGCGAUACUACUUGACAGCCAAACCAAU
Rana temporaria (common frog) is the source of this 2225-nucleotide messenger RNA. RefSeq names its product anosmin-1-like. Bases 156 to 2105 code for a protein of 649 amino acids. The record is from RefSeq and is a predicted model, not a curated record. Gene Ontology annotation, cellular component: cell surface; extracellular region. NCBI's taxonomy places the organism in Eukaryota, Metazoa, Chordata, Amphibia, Anura, Ranidae. The transcript is spliced from 13 exons. Gene Ontology annotation, molecular function: peptidase inhibitor activity; protein binding. Gene Ontology annotation, biological process: neuron differentiation.